CGGCUGUGCCAAGCGAAUGGCGCGACUACGAAAUUAAAGUGUUAAUGAAGACCUAGACGAAGACUGUUGGAAUGUGAAGAAGUUUGGAAGAGGACUGCCACGGAAUUGUUGCUGCAACUGCUGAGGAAGACAACGAGCGGCUGGGUCGACUUGGGCAUCAACUGGCAACAUCCGAAGCCAGACUGCCUAAACUAGUGGAAUACCACUUUGAAGUCCAAUUUGCAUCAGUGGUCAAGUGCAGCGUCAAGUGGUGCCACGACACUCCUGGUCCUUUAUAGCUGGCCAACUGUUUGGAAUGUUGCAAAGUGGAAUGCCAAUCAACCUAUAAGAAAAACAUUUUCGGAUUUCGGAUCUUUUGAAAAUUGAGGUGUCUUUUCAAGGACCCCCGGACUGUUUUCCCCGUCUUUUUUGCGUCUGCGCAUUUUGAAAUCGUGCACACGCUGUUUGUGUUACUGUAAAGAAACAAUUUAUUGUUUUGCAUCCGACCAUGGAGGAUCCAGCCCGAAUCAUGCAGGCUCUUGGCGGUGUCACUCUGUCUGGUCAUUCGGUGCAAGGAGGUAUGGCUUUGCCGCCUUCGCAUGGACUCGAGGGGGCGGAUGGAGAUGGAAGAAAACAAGACAUCGGGGACAUUCUGCAGCAAAUCAUGACCAUUACUGACCAAAGCUUGGAUGAAGCACAGGCGAAGAAACAUUCCCUGAAUUGUCAUCGGAUGAAACCAGCGCUGUUCAGUGUCCUGUGCGAGAUCAAAGAGAAAACAGGCCUCAGUAUCCGUGGUGCGCAGGAGGACGACCCUCCGGACCCGCAGCUGAUGCGGCUGGACAACAUGCUGCUGGCCGAGGGCGUGUCGGGGCCGGAGAAGGGGAGCGCCUCGGCUGCCGCCGCUGCCGCCGCGGCUGCCGUUGGUGGAGGAGUGGACAACUCUGUGGAACACUCGGACUACCGCGACAAGCUCACCCAGAUCAGACAGAUCUACCACACCGAGCUGGAGAAGUACGAACAGGCAUGUAACGAGUUUACCACCCACGUGAUGAACCUGCUGCGGGAGCAGUCUCGCACGCGGCCCAUCUCGCCCAAGGAGAUCGAGCGCAUGGUGGGCAUCAUCCACCGCAAGUUCAGCUCCAUCCAGAUGCAGCUCAAGCAGAGCACCUGCGAGGCCGUCAUGAUCCUGCGCUCACGCUUCCUCGACGCCAGGAGAAAAAGGCGGAACUUUAGCAAGCAGGCCACAGAGAUCCUAAACGAGUACUUCUACUCGCACCUGUCCAACCCCUACCCCAGCGAAGAGGCCAAGGAGGAGCUGGCCAAGAAGUGCCAGAUCACCGUCUCUCAGGUGUCAAACUGGUUUGGCAACAAGCGGAUCCGCUACAAGAAAAACAUCGGGAAGUUCCAGGAGGAGGCCAACCUGUACGCGGCCAAGACGGCAGUGACUGCGGCCCACGCUGCUGCCGCCGCCAUCCAGAGCAGCCAGGCCGACUCCCCCACCACACCCAACUCCGGAUUCCAGAUGAAAGAUGAGGACUUUCAGAUGGAUGCUACAGAGAGCAAAAACUCACUAUUACCCAACAUGUUCACUGGUUCCUCUGGCUCUUUUAACCUCCCCAACUCUGGGGACAUGUUUAUGAGCAUGCAGGGCCUCAAUGGGGCCUCCUACCCAGGGACUCAGGUGGGAGCAGGUGUGCCGUCUCAGGGGGAUACCAUACGUCAUGCUAUCAGCCAGGCGGUCGGGUACAAUGACGGCCUGAGAGGACAUCUCUACAGCCCGCACGGCCUCAAUGGUAAUGGAGGAUGGCACGAUGCCCCGACCCCUUCCUCCGUAACCUCGCCCACAGAGGGGGCGGGCAGCGUGCACUCGGACACCUCAAACUGACCUACCCUCUCCACAACACCACCCUCACCCCCCGCCACCAACCCCCUUGCCACCCGACACCAACCUCUCUUCUCCUCCUCCUCCUACUCCUCUUCAUCCUACCAGUGGGCUGCCAGCUCCCUCCAGGCCCCGCCGGCCUGGCCAGAGCUGGUGUCCUGAUUGGCUGCAUUCCUAGACACUACUACCUACCUGCCUGCUCUGCCAUAGAUGCUGGCGGCCAUUUUGGAUCCCCUGCUGCUGUGAUGUGACUGUUCUUGGCAGAG
Engraulis encrasicolus (European anchovy) is the source of this 2127-nucleotide messenger RNA. It is a transcript of the gene pbx3a, whose product is annotated as pre-B-cell leukemia homeobox 3a. Gene Ontology annotation, biological process: brain development; regulation of transcription by RNA polymerase II; eye development. Bases 488 to 1864 code for a protein of 458 amino acids. The record is from RefSeq and is a predicted model, not a curated record. The transcript has 11 exons. Gene Ontology annotation, molecular function: RNA polymerase II cis-regulatory region sequence-specific DNA binding; DNA-binding transcription factor activity, RNA polymerase II-specific. Gene Ontology annotation, cellular component: nucleus. NCBI's taxonomy places the organism in Eukaryota, Metazoa, Chordata, Actinopteri, Clupeiformes, Engraulidae.